Hipposideros armiger (great roundleaf bat) is the source of this 3451-nucleotide messenger RNA. It is a transcript of the gene MEGF9, whose product is annotated as multiple EGF like domains 9. Gene Ontology annotation, biological process: axon guidance; animal organ morphogenesis; tissue development. Lineage: Eukaryota; Metazoa; Chordata; Mammalia; Chiroptera; Hipposideridae. The record is from RefSeq and is a predicted model, not a curated record. The coding region runs from base 188 to 1999 and encodes 603 amino acids. Gene Ontology annotation, molecular function: extracellular matrix structural constituent. Gene Ontology annotation, cellular component: basement membrane. The transcript has 6 exons.
AAUCGGGGAGGGCGGGCUGUCCGCGCACGGCCGGGUCGCUCCCUCCGCGCUGGGGCCCGCCCGCGGGGCCGGCCGCCUGUCAGAGGGAGGUGGCGAUGGGGCGCUCGGUGGCGGUGGCGGUUGCGGCGGCUUCCCCGGUCCGAGUGCAGGGAGGAGAAGAUGACUGACCGGCCGACUGACUGAAUGAAUGAAUGGCGGAGCCGAGCGCGCCAUGAAGAGCCUGCCAAGCCUGGGCGGCCUCGCCCUGUUGUGUUGCGCCGCCGCCGCCGCAGCCGCCGCCGCCUCGGCAACCUCCGCGAGGAAUGUCACCGGUGGCCCUGGGGCCGCAGGGCAGGUGGACGCGUCGCCGGACCCGAGGCUGGGGAGCGAGCCCACUCCCCCUUUCUCUAAGGCAGCGGCUCCCACGGCCCUGACCCCGAAGACCGGAGCCCCGCGCGCCACUGUCCACAGAGCCCUUCCUGCGUCCUCUUCAGCCCCGUCUCCAGAGACCACCCCUCCUCGGGCGACGGCCGGACCCGCUCCGACCUCCUCGCAGCCUCCUCUCGGUCCCUCGCCGACCACUCUUCCGGCGGAGGAGCGCGCUCCGACCGCCACUCGGCCGACGACCGGACCCGCGCCCACCGCCCUCCCGACGACCGCUGGCCCGGCGCCGACCACCCCUUCGGCGACCACCGUUCCGGCGCCCGCCACUCCGCCGACCCCGACCCACGGUCUCCCCCGCAGCAGCAGCAGCAGCAGCAGCGUCCCGCCCACGCCACCUGCCACCGAGGUCCCCACUCCUCCUCCCCCAGAAUACGUCUGUAACUGCUCUGGGGUCGGGAGCCUGAGUGUGAAUCGCUGCAACCAGACCACAGGGCAGUGUGAGUGUCAGCCAGGUUAUCAGGGGCUUCACUGUGAAACCUGCAAGGAGGGCUUUUACGUGAAUCACACUUCUGGGCUCUGCCGGCCAUGUGACUGCAACCCACAUGGAGCCCUCAGCAUGCUCUGCAGCAGUUCUGGGAAAUGCCCGUGUAAAGUGGGUAUCACCGGCGCUACAUGUGAUCGAUGCCAAGAUGGAUAUUACAACUUUAGUAAGAGUGGCUGCUUGCCCUGCCGAUGCAAUAAUCGGUCUGCCAGUUGUGAUGCCCUCACAGGUGCUUGUUUAAAUUGCCAGGAAAAUAGCAAAGGGGACCACUGUGAAGAAUGCGAAGACGGAUUUUAUCAGAGUCCUGAUACCGCUAGAGAAUGCCUCCGCUGCCCUUGUUCAGCAGUGACAUCCACAGGCAGUUGUAUCCUAAAAUUGGGUGAAUUGGAACCUAAAUGUGUCCAGUGUAAAAAUGGUUACACAGGCCAGAACUGCAAUAAAUGCGAAAAUGGGUAUUACAAUUCUGACAGCAUCUGUAUGAAGUGCCAGUGUCAUGGCCACGUGGACCCAAUCAAAACUCCAAAGAUUUGCAAGCCCGAGAGUGGUGAGUGCAUCAACUGCCUCCAUAACACCACUGGGUUUCGGUGUGAGAAGUGCCUAGAAGGCUAUUUCCGAGACCACGAAGAAAAUUGCAUCAAGAAAGAAGUUAUUGUUCCAACACCUGAAGGUUCCACCAUUUUGGUUUCCAAUGCCUCUUUGACCACAUCCGUGCCCACCCCUGUUAUAAAUAGUACACUUGCCCCCACAGCCCUGCAAACUAUCUUUUCAGUAAGCUCUGCUGAAAACAGCACGUCAGCUUUAGCCGAUGUAUCAUGGACCCAAUUUAACAUCAUCAUUUUGACCGUCAUCAUCAUUGUGGUGGUGCUGCUGAUGGGAUUUGUGGGGGCCGUAUACAUGUACCGGGAGUACCAAAACCGGAAGCUCAAUGCCCCCUUUUGGACCAUCGAGCUGAAAGAAGACAAUAUCAGUUUCAGCAGCUACCACGACAGCAUCCCCAACGCGGACGUGUCAGGACUGUUAGAGGAUGAUGGCAAUGAAGUGGCUCCCAAUGGGCAGCUGACCCUGACAACACCCAUGCACAACUACAAGGCGUAGGGAACCAGGACUGAGCUCCGGGAUGGCUGGACCGCGUCGGACCCGGGGACACACAGACCUGGGCGGAGCUGCUGCGAAAGCUCAGGCACGUAGUGCGUCCGGAAUGCCAGGUGCAAAUUCAUGAGGCACUUAGCCUAUUGCUCUGUUUCCCCAAGAAGAUCUGAAGUCGUCACUGUCAAUAAGGACUUGAAGUAAAGUAUAUUUUUGUACCGAACCACAUGGGAGUAUCGAAAGGCUGAACCCCGUACUGCAGCCCCAAUCCACUCUGACCUCCAAAUAGACUCCCGGGGAGUGUUCGCUCAGCCAGUGGAAACAGGACGUGGACGUGGAGGGCUGAGGACAGCCAGAAGACUUCAUCUCCAUUCCUGAAACUUUUCUUAAAGAGGAGGGUCAGGGAUGGUAUUCAUUUUACUGUACUAAACGACAUCAUUGAGGAAGAGCUGAUGUCUGAGCUGUGUCACAAUAAACAACCUGGAUUGUUUCUAGAAUGGGAGUGGAAAAGGCCUACGAAGGUCUUUAGAGAAGUUUGAUUUUUCCUUCCAGAAUUCUUGCUUGAAAGUAGGAUUAAGGCACAGGGAAAGCUUCUGAUGUCAGAGAGAGGAAGGCAACCUCUGGAGCUGGGAGCUGGUAGUCCUUCUUAGGGUCUCCAUGUAAAUGAUAAAUUGUCUAAAAAUAGGGAAUAUUCUUGCCUCUAGAGAAAUAAGUGUAUAUAGUUAAUGUAGCAUAUCUGGUCAACAUUGUAUUUGUAUCUAUUUGUAAAAAAAAAUCAUGUCAUAUUUUAUCAUCUAGAAUGUAUUUGUACAGCAGUUAAUGGUGUUGUAAAAAGAAAAUAUGGGGAUUGGUUAAAAUACUGUAAAAUAGAUGGCAAUAUUGCUAGAGCUGGGACUCUGGUGAGCAUCAGUCAUUUUUAGUCCCUCUUUGGACAUUGUUGAAAUUUGUAAGAGGUUGAAUGUUUCUAAUCUUUCUCUCCCUUUCUCAAUCUAAAAGUAGAGUUAUGUGUUCUUUGACUUAUAGAUUCAAGCAAUAGAUUUUGAAGUCAGUGAUUGUUAAGCUGGGACAUGGGCUGCACUCUCCAAGCUACUCAUCUGAUUAGCCAUUAGCCACUCUAUAUAUUUUACAUAGAUUAAUGUAGAACAUGUCCUCAUUAAAAAAUGGUCUUCCAAAAGAAUUGGGAUAUUUUAGUUCCAAAAGAAAAGCCAUCAUAAUACUUGGGGUCCCCUGUUUUCAUGUCUAUGAAAUAUUUAUAUUUCUCGUCCCCUUCUCAAAACAAUACCUCCUACAUUGGAACAUAGCCUCACCCUCAUGCCAUGAGGUGGGUACCAUCUCUCUGCAGUGCUCCACUUCUCCGACCUUCUUGUCCAGUUAGAGCAUCAGUUCUCAACCUGUGGGUCGCGACCCCUUUGGGGGUCGAACGACCCUUUCACAGGGGUCACCGCAUACUUGUAUGUGGGU